Molecule: messenger RNA, 1041 nt
Organism: Penicillium griseofulvum
Lineage: Eukaryota; Fungi; Ascomycota; Eurotiomycetes; Eurotiales; Aspergillaceae
Product: transcriptional regulator SPT3
Exons: 3
Coding region: 1-1041 (346 amino acids)
Biological process (GO): transcription by RNA polymerase II
Cellular component (GO): SAGA complex
Molecular function (GO): transcription coregulator activity; protein heterodimerization activity
Source: RefSeq, a predicted model, not a curated record
AUGAUGGACCCCAACGUGUCUGGAGGUUCAUCCGAGACAACUAUCGAGAGCCAGGAAGAUUAUGAGAUGGUGGACACCACCGUGUCUGAAGGUUUGCCUACUAACAACAAUCUUAAGAUGAUGUUCGUCUCCGGAGAGACAGCAGAACCGUCCCCUGAGACCACUACUUUGAUUGAAGAAAUUACCCGCCAACAAGUGAUCGAAAUUCUUAGCCGUAGCACGGCAUUGGCAACUCGCCGCGGAGUUCGCUCGAUCUCUACCGAUGACCUGAUUUUCUUGAUUCGCCAUGACAAGGCCAAGGUUUCCCGUCUGAGAACCUUCCUUUCCUGGAAGGACGUCCGCAAAAACGUCAAGGACUCUGAUGACAAGGGUGGUGGUGACGCUGCCGACUUUGCUGCCGCCGACGAUGCGGCUGGUGUUGUUGCAGGCCCCCAGGACGUUGCCCCCAAGCCCAAGAACAAGCGCGCCAAGGUCGGACUUGCAUGGGAUGUCAACAGUUUCUACUCAGUUCAGGUCCCCGAGCGUGAAGAUGAAGAGGACGAAGAAGAGGAGGAGCAGAACUAUGCGACUCUCCAGCGUCUUGCCGCCGCUGAUGAACGUACCCGCAACAUGACCAGAGAGGAGUAUGUCUUUUGGUCCGAGUGUCGCCAGGCUUCCUUCACCUACCGCAAGAGCAAGCGUUUCCGCGAAUGGGCAGGCUUCGGCAUUGUGACCGAAUCAAAGCCAAACGACGACAUCGUGGACAUCCUUGGAUUCCUCACAUUCGAGAUCGUCCAGACCCUGACCGAACAGGCACUCAAAGUUAAGGAGGCCGAGGAUAAUGAGAAGCACCGUCGUGGUGGCGCUGAAGCUGGUGAGAACCUCAAGAAGCGCAAGCGUGAGACCGGUCUAUUCGACCCCCCUGAGGAGGGGCGCACACCUAUUGAGCCUCGACACGUUCGCGAGGCCUACCGUAAGCUGCAGGCUACUCCUCAGAAGUCGAUCGCUAUGCUGUUGCACAAUGGCCGUGUUCCUCCCCGCCAACCUCUUGCUUUGAUUUAA